AUGUGCACUCGAAAAAUCAAAAGGUGUUUUCAGUGUAAAUACUUUGGCGUCGUCGAUGUAAAACACUGUCCAGGGAGGGAUGCAGGUCUCUUCGGUGCCUGCAUAGGAUGGCUUGCUGAAAGGACGUGGUAUAUCGAGUGUCCCGCUUGUUGUCGUUCAGGAUCUCCAUCGGAAAACCAUCUUCUUGCUGAUACCGAUCAGCCUGAAGUCAUUGAUUCGGGUAGCGGAGAAAUGAGUUAUCAUGAUUCUGGUUCCGAUGAUCUAGAUUUAAGGUCUGGAGAGGCUACAACUGAAUGGUCUCCUCUAGAUUAG
Molecule: messenger RNA, 312 nt
Organism: Orbilia oligospora ATCC 24927
Lineage: Eukaryota; Fungi; Ascomycota; Orbiliomycetes; Orbiliales; Orbiliaceae
Exons: 1
Coding region: 1-312 (103 amino acids)
Source: RefSeq, a predicted model, not a curated record